This is a messenger RNA of Haplochromis burtoni (Burton's mouthbrooder), 965 nucleotides long. RefSeq names its product very-long-chain enoyl-CoA reductase-like. The annotation marks the transcript as partial. Gene Ontology annotation, biological process: very long-chain fatty acid biosynthetic process. The transcript has 12 exons. Lineage: Eukaryota; Metazoa; Chordata; Actinopteri; Cichliformes; Cichlidae. The record is from RefSeq and is a predicted model, not a curated record. Gene Ontology annotation, molecular function: oxidoreductase activity, acting on the CH-CH group of donors.
GUGCCUCAUUUUCUUUCUUCAGGUGGAAGUUCUUGAUGCCAAGACAAGGGAGCAGCUUUGUUUUCUAGACAAGGUGGAGCCCCACUCGACAGUAGGAGACAUAAAGAGCCUUUUUCACAAAUCAUAUCCUCACUGGUAUCCAGCAAGACAGGCCCUGAAGCUUGAUCCAAAGGGAAAAUCACUCAGAGAUGAUGAAAUCUUACAGAAUCUACCAGUGGGGACCACUGCCACCAUGUAUUUCAAAGAUCUUGGUCCACAAUUAGGCUGGACUAUGGUGUUUCUUGCAGAGUAUAUCGGGCCCCUUCUGAGCUACCUCCUCUUCUAUUUUCGAAUACCCUACUUUUACUCAAACAGAUAUGCACUUAGUUCCAGCCCCCACCCUGUUGUCACACUGGCCUGCGUCUGUCAUACCUUCCACUACACGAAGAGGCUGAUAGAGACAAUCUUUGUGCAUCGCUUCUCACAUGGGACCAUGCCUCUCAGGACUAUAGUCAAGAAUUGUGCCUAUUACUGGGGUUUUUCAGCAUGGUUGGCUUACUAUAUCAACCACCCUCUCUAUACGCCUCCAUCAUACGGAGAACUGCAAGUCAACUAUGCACUAAUUCUAUUUGUGAUGUGUGAAAUGGGCAACUUCUCCAUUCACUUGACUCUGAAUAAGCUCAGGGGAGAUGGACCCAAGGGUAGAAGAUUUCCUAUGCCAAAUAAGAACCCCUUCACCUGGCUUUUCUUCUUUGUAUCCUGCCCAAAUUACACAUACGAGGUUGGAGCUUGGGUGAGCUUUUCUAUCAUGACCCAGUGUCUGCCAGUGGCAUUUUACACAUUACUGGGGUUUAUUCAGAUGACCAUCUGGGCCAAAGGAAAGCACAGAGCCUACAUCAGGGAAUUCAAGGACUAUCCCAGUCUCCGAGUGGCUAUUAUACCUCUGAUUCUUUGAUAAUGGUUAAAGCAUGAACCUCAUACAAAGA